Molecule: messenger RNA, 3010 nt
Organism: Diaporthe batatas
Lineage: Eukaryota; Fungi; Ascomycota; Sordariomycetes; Diaporthales; Diaporthaceae
Product: DNA-directed RNA polymerase II subunit RPB4
Exons: 2
Coding region: 329-775 (148 amino acids)
Biological process (GO): mRNA export from nucleus in response to heat stress; nuclear-transcribed mRNA catabolic process, deadenylation-dependent decay; transcription initiation at RNA polymerase II promoter
Cellular component (GO): RNA polymerase II, core complex; P-body
Molecular function (GO): nucleotide binding; translation initiation factor binding
Source: RefSeq, a predicted model, not a curated record
CCGGCAUUCACUAACAGCGCGCUAAGUGCUCCCGCAUUGAGCCUCAAAUUCCCAUUUUCCCCAGUCUGCUCUUGCUUCCUCGUCCACGGAUGAAAGACAACCAUCAACACCCCAAAUGCGGCAGUGCUGAAAAAAUAAAGGUCAACGCCUCACUAGUCGCCUGUAUUCAAGCGUUGCAUUAGCGAUCAGGCUCCCACCACUUGGGCACCGAGGGUCUCCACCCGCUCCCACCCAUCUGCCGACCGACCUUCGACCUCCCUUCCCACUCCAUACCGCAAUCGAGCUGCUCGCGCUUGCUUGCCGAGCCCGACAUACCGGAUCGCCCACCAUGGAAAAGCAUGCCCGAACCCGCCGCCAGCCGACGUCGCGGCCCAAGCCCAUGCCGCCGGGAGAGGAGGACGUGAGCACGGACGUGAUCCUGGGCGAGUUCCAGGACGUGGACACGCUGACGCUGUCCGAGGCGUCGCUCGUCAUCAACGCCCUGGUCGCCAAGCGGCGCAACGACCGCAAGGGCUUCCAGGAGACCGAGAUCCUCGCCCAGACCGUCGACUACCUCGACGCAUUCGCGCGCUUCAAGCAGAAGGAGAACGUCGAGGCCGUCGAGCGCCUGCUCAGUUCGCACAAGAACCUGAACAAGUUCGAGCGGGCGCAGAUCGGUUCGCUCUGCUGCGACAGCGCUGAGGAGGCCAAGACCCUGAUCCCGUCCAUCGCGAACAAGAUCGACGAUGAUGUCCUUCAAGACCUGCUCGACCAGAUGGCCAAGCUGCAAGGGUGAGCGCAUUAGGUAUAAGUGGGCUGGCUUGUGACUGUGCUUGAGACGACCUCUAGUCCGGGUUCUGCAGCGUGGGCGGGGGCACAUCGUGGACAGAGAAGACCCGGAAGAGCCCGGAGAACCAUGGGGGCACUCGCAGGUAGGAUGCGAACGCUGUCAGACUCACUACAGCAAAGCAGGGCGGCCUAAGGCAGAAAGCCCGUGGGGCGCGGGCGAUGCAUGCGACAAAGGUACUAAAAAGAGGGCCACGAAUACGGUAAGGAGGGAAAAGAGCAAGCAGCUAGACUGAACGACAGCGAGCUCGGCCUGGGUUUGAAGCAUUAGCCGGCGUCAUAGGUGAGGGAGGAUCAAAUCAUUUACGGCUGUGUUUCUCCUUGAAUUUCUCUUGUCAUGUUCUAUACCCCCGAGACGAGGUGGGAACGGGAAAGACCAAAAUGGACCCUCGAUCGAUGAGCAUCACAAACAAGAAUCCAUCGCGAUAUUCAAACUUCACAAAUGUGCUGAUUUCAGUUCGCAGUGACUUCUGGAAUUUGUCAGUGUGCCCUCUCCUUGUCUGUAGAAAUUCCUCCAACUUUUAUGCAGUCUCAUCUUGGUUAUGGAACAGUGAUUUAUCCCUUUCAGACUGUCGUUUACCCAGUUCACUCUUUUGCGACUGACGUCUGGGGACUCUCUCAUGCUUGCGCGAUACUCGUCAAAUGUUCGAUAAACGUGGGUAUCGUUAUUUUUGGAGCUCAAUGGCCCGAUUAGGUUGGUAUUUUGGUUGCCCCGGCUCUUACCACGAGGAGCAUUAUAGCGACCAUUUUGGGCCUCGCCCCUUUCCUCCUUCCAACCACACGCCCUUUGUGAACACCUUACUCCAGGAAAUGCUUAAACCCCAGUCUACCAGUCACUACCAUGUGUGUACAACGGCGCGCUCACAGGACUUCUCUCCCACCACCCACCAGUCACACAGCCUUCACCCACCCUGAUUGCUAUUCGAGCCAGGCCGUGAGCCAUCCCGACUCCGAGGCGGCGCAGACAGGCCGUAGAACGCCGCCGGGUCCCCCCUAAACAAUGCCCACGAGGCGUCCAUCUCCGCCGUUGUCCGCCUCUGGGGCACGUCGAAGAUCGAGUCCACGGGCGACGACGACCUGCUCAUCGGCCGCUGUGCCCUGCCCUGGGCCCUAACUGCCGCCGGCGCGGGUUCCCUGGGGGCGUCGCUCCUGCGCCUCCACACCGUCGGGGCUGGCGCCGCCUCAUCGGUGUCCGUCGGGGCCGGCGCGGCCGUCACGAUGGGGAUAUGUCGAGGGCUGGGCCUGCUGUCGCGCACGGCCUGCUGAUCUGACAGGCCCGCCUCGGCGAAUGACUGCCGCCACGGCCGGGCGGACGUCGGCGCUGGUGGGACUGGCUUGUCUGUGUUGGGCGAGGUCAUGAUGGGGGAGUUGAAUGGCUGUUUCUGUGGCAGGUAGAACGCGGUGGCUCUGUGGCCCAUCCUCGGGAGGAUUGGAUCCUCGUCGCACGGGUCCCUCGUCUGCCGGCGGCGCCAGAGCAGGUGGAUCACUAGUACCAGCAUGAGGGCGAGGACGGUGAAGCCGACAGUGAGGCCUACUAUGAGGCCGACUGGGUUGAAUUGUUUUGGAGAGGAGGAGUUCGAGGCGACUGAGGAGGAGCUUGGUGACGAGGAUGGAGGCAGUGAGAAGAUGGUUGAGACAGUUGCGGUCGUUGUCGUUGUUGGAGAGGACAGAUGCGUUGUGGGGAUGACAACCGUGACAACCCGAGAAGUCGAGAGGUUCGUGAAAGAUGGGGUGUUCGUGGGAAAUGAUUGUGUUGUUGGCUCUGCAGUUGCUAUGGGCACACUGGAUGACGUCGAAGAUGCUGGCGUAUUUUCGAGAGGGCAGGCAUUUGGCAGCCCACAAGGAUCGGUGGAGCAGCAGCCUAUGAAGUUGCUCGCCGCGCAAGCAUAGAAUCGAUAGCCAAUUGGACACUCCACGCCCAAGGCUGAUGAACUGCGAACAAGCAUGGACAAACCCAUUGUCGAGUGUGCUACUGGGUGGCGGCGAGGUGGAGGUUCUUGGCGACAACGACGGGAGCACGCGUGAUCGUGGAAGGGUCUUAUAAGUGAAGCCCCUCAGUAGCUCCCACGGCGGAGAGCUUGGAGCUUGGGAGGGCAGUGCAACAGAGGUUCCAGAGGAGGUCCACGAUGACAUGCAAUCAGCCAUGAAGAAUCGCGACUUAGUCCCAAAAAAGGAGUGACGAAAC